AUGUGCCGCGUGGAAGGCAAUGUCGUUGCAUAUGGUGCCGCUAUUGGUGCAUGUGAGAAGAAUUCCCAGUGGCAGUGGGCCAUCUACUUGUUGUCAACUUUGCAGAAGCAGAUGCAGAGCAACCCGAUUACCUACUGCUCAGCUCUGAACGCCUGCGCCCGGGGUAACGAAUGGCUCCUGGCCCUGCAGGUUUUUCGCGAAGCUGAGACGAAAGGUGAAGUGAAUGUGGUGACCUUCAACGCAGCCAUCAGCGCCUGCGAACAGGGCAGUGACUGGAAAACUGCUCUGGUUUUGAUGAAUGGCCUUGAAUCAGAACUUCAAGCAGAUGUGAUCAGCUACAACGCGGCCAUCAGCUGCUGUGAAAAGAGCCGCCAGUGGCAGCGGGCCUUGCACUUGCUGGGGCAGUUACAGGAGAGGCGCUUGCGCUGCACCAUCAUCAGCUACAACGCUGCCAUCAGCGCCUGUGACUGGCACCUGGCGUUGAGUUUGCUCCGUGAAGUCGAAGGAAUUUGUCAAUGCACUGUGAUCACCUUCAAUGCUGCCAUCAGCAGCUGCGAACGUGGAGAUCAGUGGGAAAUGGCUCUGUUAUUGUUGGAAGAAAUGGAAGAGAAACGAUUCGAAGCGUCUCAGAUCUCCUACAACGCGGCCAUCAGCGCCUGCGAACGCGCUUCGCAGUGGGAAGUGGCGCUGGAACUGCUACGGGAGGCGCAAGGAAGGCAGUUGGGAGAUGUGAUCAGUUAUAAUGCAGGCAUCAGUGCCUGUGAAAAGGGCAAGCAAUGGCGAAGAGCCCUACAACUACUGGAAGAUAUGGAGAAAAAGGACCUCUCCAAGAAGGCCAAUGUGAUCACAUAUAGUGCUGCAAUCAGUGCAUGUGAGAAGGGCAGUCAAUGGCAGCGUGCGCUGAUGUUGUUGGGGGAGAUGGACCAAAAACAGGUGGCCGCGAAUCUCAUCAGCUACAGCGCUGCCAUCAGCGCCUGCCGCGAGGAAUGGCCGCAGGCGUUGCAGUUGCUGGCGCGGCUUCCAGAGCUGGAACUGCGGAUCAAUGUGAUCACGUGUAAUGCAUGCAUCAGCGCCUGUGAACGUGGCAGCCAGUGGCAGCUAGCGCUUGAGCUCUUGAGCCAGGUACAGCGACAGGGUCUGCGGAGCACGGCGGUGACGUACCACGCCGUGGCGUCUGCGAGUCUUUCGGUGGGAGGAUGGCAAUUGGCCUUGAAUUUGGUGGAUCUACCAAUGGAGACGCAGGAAGCAGUGGCAGCAGUGGCAUUAGCUGAGAGAUCAUAUGCCUUGGGUGCCCAGUGGCAAGCUGCAUUCUGGCUAUGGGAGGAGGUCAAAAAGAAACGAGUGGAAUCGGAUGCGAUCAUGUUGACGUCAGCCAUCAGUGCUUAUGAGAGAGGUGGCGCAUGGCAACACGCGAUGUCUUUGCUGAAGGAAUCGAUGGAGAACCGUCUGGUGGACGGGAUCCUGUUCGCUACAGCCAUCGGUGCUGCUGGCGCCUGCGACCAAUGGCAGAGAGCUGUGGCACUGUUACAGGAGAUGCAGCAGUGGCAGUUGCAGAUGAUGCUAGGAGUGUCGCCACUUUGGCCUCAAGCAUCAGUGCAUGUGAGCGAGCUCUGUGUAUAUCACCUGGCUUCAAAGGAAGCUGAUGCAGAAGCUGGGAUCCAAGCAGUCCAGUCGAAUCCAAUUCUGGCUGCGAGACAGCAAUUAGAAUGGAAGGAACUGACCCUGUCUGAAGAUGGGAGCAUCACUGGAUUGACCGGAGGCCUCUUGCGGCUGGGUCCCUUCAAGGAGUUGCCGAGCCACUUCCAUCCGGAGCCCUACGGAGAGAUCUACCACUUUCUUCGAGGCAACGGCCAGGUGAAGCUGGGUGAGUACACCGAAAAAUUGCUGAAGCAUGAGAUCUCACCUGGGCUGCAUGUGAACAUCCCAGCGCGUCAGGUGCAUGGCAUCGAAUCCGGCAGUGAGGGCUGCGAGUUUCUGUGGAUCUUCCCAGCAGGUCGUUGGAAGGAGAUUCCCUACCUGUACAUCGACCCGAAGCUGACGCAUCGCAACGUGCCGGCGGACUUCGACGUCCCGUUGCCGUUGGACGUGUUGGAUUGGGGCACUGUCCAUGGCAACGUGACGCGGGUGCAGAGGACGUUUUUUUGGGAGUUGAAGCCCAGUGGCCAGGAUAUGCCUAGAGCACCGAGGAGUUGUAGGCGCUUGAAUCACUGGAGCUGGGCAAGUCGUGUUGCUGAUCCAAAGCAAAACUUCUGCGAGACAUGGGCCGCGUGGGCCGAUACCCUGGCAGUCCAACUUGGCCGAGAACCGCAAGGUUGGCAGGGGGCUUUGGAUCUACUGCUGCAAGCGCGCGAACGUGGCAUCCAAGUCGCAGUGCAUCAAACGGUGGAGAACUUGGCCGAGGAGGCGCGGCGAGGCGCUGAGGCCUUGAGACCCUUCUGGGAUGUGGCGCCCAGCCGGAGGAGCCUUUUGUCCCGCUGGAGCCACGCUUUAGAUCUCUUCUUUCAAGAGAUGCAGUUGGGCCAACCGCAGAACCUCGAGGAUUAUCGCGCGGCCAUCAAAGCAUGCCCGCGUUUCUACUGGAAGUUGUCGUUGCAUCUUCUGGAAAGAAUGUCCUACGAGACCCUGGGACCAGAUCGGCUCUGCUACCGCGAAGCCAUGCGCACCUGCAACCGCGGCUUGUACAGCUACGAGGCGGCCGUGAGUCUCUUCCAAGACAUGAGCGUCCAGCGAUUGGAGCCUGGUGUGGAGGAGUUCAACGACUUGAUGCUGGCACUGAUCACAGGCAAUCGAUGGAAGGAGGCCUUCAACAUCUUUGCGGACAUGCGAUCCGCUGCAUCGCGGUCUCCAAAGCCCAAUCUGCAGAGCUUUUGCAUGGUGCUCUAUGCUUGUGCAGAUACCACCGAGGGGAAUGCCUGGGCAUUGGCGAUUGGCUACUGGACCGACAUGCGCAAGGACAAAAUCACUCCCGACUUCGAUGCUUAUGACAUGCUGCUCUUAGUGGCCGAGCGCGGCGAGCGCUGGGACUGGUCGCGGCAGUUGCUGGACACACUUUUCAAGUUGAAUGCUCCAUCCACAGUGACAAUGUUCAAUGCAGCGCUCAAUGCAGCGCGCAGAGGAAAGCGUUGGGAACUGGCUCAAUCCUUGUUGAGGGAGAUGUCCGAGGAACUUCUGCUGCCGACCAUCGUCAGCUAUUCCUUUGCGGUGGAGAGCUGUGAGCAGGCUGACCGCUUUGACGUGGCCACGCAGCUCUUGCAAUUGGUUGAUGAGCUGGAUCUAAAGUGA
Molecule: messenger RNA, 3282 nt
Organism: Cladocopium goreaui
Lineage: Eukaryota; Dinophyceae; Suessiales; Symbiodiniaceae
Source: the annotation of a GenBank genome assembly